UGAUUUUCAUUCAUUCAUUCACUUUGUUUCAUUAUAAAUACACACAAACCCAAUCUCCUCCACUCUGCAAACUGAAUAUUCCUCUUCCCACAAACCAAAACAUUAACACACAUUUCUCUCUGUUUUUCAUUCAUUCAUACAUUAAACACUCCAAAAAAUCAACCUCUCAGAAUCUCAUUCUCUACAACGUUUUCAUCCUCUGUUUCUUCCUGCGUGAUUUUCAAAUUCUCAUUUCCAUAUUGAUUCCAAGAUUGAGGAAGACCCAGAAGGAAAAUCGAAACAAAAAGGGGAAAAAGAUUUGAUCUUUGGUGUCAGGAUGAGGCUUAACGGAGAAAUCUCAAGCGGAGAAGAGCCGGAGGAAGAGGAGGAGGAGGAGAAAUCUCAGGCGGAAACGACGUCGUUUUCCGGGCAGAAAGUGGUGGUUGGCUACGCCUUGACGGCGAAGAAGAAAAAAAGCUUUCUGCAACCUAACUUCAUUGCCCUUGCACGGAACAAGGGGAUAUACUUUGUCGCCAUUGAUCUAAACCAGCCGCUGGCAGAACAAGGUCCAUUUGACAUUGUCUUGCAUAAGUUGCCAGGAGAGGAGUGGCGUGAGAUUAUUGAGGAUUAUAGGCAAAAACAUCCAGAUGUAUUCGUCCUUGAUCCUCCAGAUGCAAUUCAACAUUUACACAACCGCCAAUCCAUGCUGCAAGAUGUGGUGGAUCUUAACUUAUCUGACUACCAUGGCAAGGUCGGCGUUCCGCGUCAGUUAGUUAUCCCAAAAGAGAAAGACCCAUCUACUAUCCCUUAUGAAGUCGCUAAAGCUGGGAUGAAGUUGCCAUUAGUUGCAAAACCACUAGUUGUGGAUGGCAGUGCAAAGUCACAUGAGCUAUUUCUUGCUUAUGAUGAAUUCUCUCUUUCAGAGGUUGAACCUCCCCUGGUUCUACAAGAAUUUGUCAAUCAUGGUGGUCUUCUCUUUAAGAUUUAUAUUGUUGGGGAAGCCAUAAAGGUUGUGAGACGUUUCUCUCUUCCCAAUAUCAGUAAACGUGAGCUAUCAAAAGUUGCAGGCUUAUUCCGUUUCCCAAGAGUUUCAUGUGCAGCAGCUUCUGCAGAUGAUGCUGAUCUAGAUCCUAGCAUUGCUGAACACCCACCAAGACCUUUGUUGGAGAAGCUAGCAAGGGAGCUCCGUCAUAGAUUGGGUCUCCGCUUGUUCAACAUAGACAUGAUUCGGGAAUAUGGGACCCGGGAUGUGUUUUAUGUCAUUGAUAUCAACUACUUUCCUGGGUAUGGAAAAAUGCCAGAGUACGAGCAUGUAUUUACAGAUUUUCUUCUUAGCCUAAUGCAGAGCAAGUGUAAGAAGAAACUUACAGCCUAAAGUUAGAGAAGCUAAACUGUUUGUUUGGUUUAACAAAUUAUUUUCUGUUUUCUUUUUGGUUCUCAUUAAUAAUUACAAAAAUAUCACUAUUUUUAUUUUAUUUCUUGUUAUCAAAUGCUUACAAAGAAAAUGGUGAAAACAUUUUGAUGUUUCUAACAAGAAAUAAAAUGAUAUUUUGUAAUUAUUAACGACAACAAAAAGUAAACACAAAUGAAAUUUUGUUAAACCAAAUACUCAUCAUAAUAGAUUCACUGAGUAGAAGGUCUUGAAAUUUGAAGAACAUUAUAUCUUUUAACACUUUGUCUGCUACAAAUUGGCAUGGAAUGUCAAUGAGGCCGCGAAAAUAUUCCAAAUGGAUGAAGUAUGGUUUUCUAAUCUCUCUGUAUCUCCCUAUACUCUCCCAAUUGUGAAGCAAAAUUCCCAUUGUCUUGAGUUAUAUGCUGAUCCAAAUUAGUGCAAAUAUUGUUGGCAUCGAAUAAAACUACAAAGACUUCAAUUUCA
Molecule: messenger RNA, 1855 nt
Organism: Lotus japonicus
Lineage: Eukaryota; Viridiplantae; Streptophyta; Magnoliopsida; Fabales; Fabaceae
Product: inositol-tetrakisphosphate 1-kinase 4
Exons: 10
Coding region: 317-1354 (345 amino acids)
Biological process (GO): inositol trisphosphate metabolic process
Cellular component (GO): cytoplasm
Molecular function (GO): magnesium ion binding; inositol-1,3,4-trisphosphate 5-kinase activity; ATP binding
Source: RefSeq, a predicted model, not a curated record